Molecule: messenger RNA, 1913 nt
Organism: Prorocentrum cordatum
Lineage: Eukaryota; Dinophyceae; Prorocentrales; Prorocentraceae
Source: the annotation of a GenBank genome assembly
AGGUGUCCGCGCCCGCCCACCCCAGCGGCGCGCAUGCGGGCCCUUCCCGGGGGGACGCCUGCGGUCCGCCCAGGCGCCCCCCCGCCCCCUCCGCCGCCCCGGGCCGCAUGGGGUGGGGCCGUGCGCGGGGCGGCUACGGCAGAGGCGCCGGCAAGGGCGGCUGGCCCCGCAGGGUCGGCAGGGGUAAGGCCGGAGGCAGAGGCUCCCUGGCCGCCGGCGCCGGCCGCCGCGCGGCCGCCGCGCAGGCCGCGGCCUCCUCGCCGCUGAAGCGUGUCAUCAAAGGCUACCUCAAGAGGCAGGCGAGGGACGACGAACGCCGCCAGGCCGACCGCCUCGGGCUGCGCGAGGGCCCCGCGGCGUCCCGCGGCGGCGGCCAGGGCGGCGUCCUGGUGAGGCGGCUGGCCAAGGGCGGUCCGCCCAAGGGCGCCGGGAAGGCCGCGCGCGGCAAGGGCGUCGCCCGCAGCAAGGGCGGCAAGGGCGCCGGGAAGGCCAGACGGCGGGCCUCCGGCGCUCUCGCCCUCGCGGGCGCCCCGCGGGAGCAGCCGGCCAGGCCCGACUCCGAGGAGUACGCGCCCGGACGGAGCGUGUUCUUCAGGAGCGCUGGCGAGUCGGCCUCCGCGGGCCAGCUGGCGAGGCUCUUCGAGACGGCAGGCGUCGUCUCCAAGUUCUCCCUCAUGUCUGGCCCGGACGGGCGCUCUCGAGGCAUGGGCGUCGUGGAGUACACGUCCGUGGAGGCCGCGCAGUUCGCCUUCGAGAGCCUCCACGGCUCGAAGGUCGCCGGCCGAUGCGUGCAGGUCGAGGGCUACAUGCCUUAGGGGUGCCCAUGACGCGCGGCGGGGGCGCCGCGUCGCGGCGGCCUGGCGCGGCCUCCGCCACCGCCAUGCCGCCUCGGGGGCGGAUCCCCAUCCCCAUCCCGUGCGAAAAAGGCGUGUGGUUCCUCGUCGCGCCUCUCCCUGCCGCGCCCGUCUGCCUCCCCGCGGCUGCUCGUGCGGCCGCCGGCCAGACCGCCCCCCUGUUCAGAUGCCUGGGAGGGUGAUCGUGGCUGACCUGCGGUGGGAGCCUGGUCUCCCCGGGUCAGAAUUCGGGCCCCGCGCGCCGAGAAUCGGGCGCCAGUCCAGGCCGGGGAUGUGACCAUACCCGCCGCUUUGGAGAUGUGCCCCCGAGGACCUGUGGAGGGCUGGAUAUUCCCGCCCCCUUGAAUCCGUGGCUCCGAUUCCCUGGGGCACCUCUCGCAACAGGUUGAUCUGGAAAGCUCUCUGGCGUGGGCUCGGGGCCUGAGUUCGUGGCAGCUGCCCUCCGGAUGAAAGUAGGCCCGGCGGUUUAAUUCAGGCGGCCCGAAAAUGUUGCACUCUCUUUCGGUCUCCACCAAUUUGUGACGCCAACGCUGCUCAGCUCACAUCGUAUAGAUACUCCAUUGUGCGUGUGGUGAGUAGGUUCUACCAUCCAUACCACAGCCAUGACGCUUCCGCUCCCCUGGUCACUCAGAGAUCACUUGUGCCUGUGUGGACACCGCAUGUGACCCAUGCAGAGUGCACGGGGUGAUGCUCCAAUUCACCUCUCAUGGGAGGGUAUCUAGUACCGUCGACAUGAUCAGGCUAUUAGAGAUUUGUGUCAGGCAAGCUGGACGUCCUUGCUCCCGCUCUUUGUGGCCCUCGGCGCAUCUCAUACGUAGACUGCUUGUGAAGCUGUGCCGUCGUCUUCGAAAUUGGUAAAGUGAGGGGGCCGAUCGGGUUCACUUUGUUCCUGCGGGCGCAUGGCUGGAUGGCUCGCGGGCUCGAACCGCGGCGCGCGACGCUCUUCGUUUUCGCCCCCCCUCAUGUUUGUCCGCACUCGCAGGACGGAGAGGCUACGCAAUUGAACACGGAUCGCACGAGUUUCCGCUCGGUAGCAAGCAUCUCAACGAUGGAGCCAAC